AAAUUGGAUAAUCUGAUUGGACGAGGGAGCAGCUGUGAGAGUGCUACUGUUGCACGAGGAAGGACACCAGACGCAAGAGAGAGACUGAGAGAAGGGAAAAGUGAAGGAGGACGAGAAAGAGAGAGAGAAAGAGAAAGAGAAGGAGGACGAGAAGGCUGACAGGGACCGACCGGGAGUCAGGUUGUCAGAGGGAUUAUUCUGGUGACGAAGGGGCCGUGGAUUUAGAGCUGCUGCUCCUCCUGACAUUACAGCUGAACUGGACUGAGGAAGAGGAGGAGGAGGAGGAGGCACGAUGAAGUACAACAACUACAGCUUUCCCGUGACGCAGCUCACCCCGCGCUACAGCAGCUACAGCAGCUACACCCCCUCCUCCCAGUACACACUGUCGACGACACACUACACGCCCUCGACACACUACACACCCUCCACGCACUACACACCCUCCACACACUACACACCUUCCUCCCACCUCACCUCCAGCCACUACACACCGACCAGCUACUCCUCUUCCUCCAAAUACCUGACCCCCUCCUCGAGCUACGCCAGCUACACGUCCACGCCGUACACCUCCUCGUCCCUCUACACGCCCACACACACACACAAGUCUCUGUCCUCGUACUCCUCCUCCCUCUUCACGCCGCCAUCGUCGUCCUACACCAAGCCCCCCCCUCGCCACACCUCCGCGAGGAGGACCUCCGCCACCUCCACCACCCCCGCCGCCACCGCCCCUGCCGCCCCCGUCGCCCCCCCCGCCGCCCCCGUGGUGGUCAUCAAACCCGCCCGCGCCGUGCGGUUCCCCAACGACAUCAUCUUCCAAGACGUCGUGCGCCAUGGCGACCUGGAGCAGAUUGGGCGGUUCAUGAGGGCGCGCAAGGUGCGGCUGGACAAGUUCUUCCUGUCCGGCAUGGCGGCGCUGCAUGAGGCGGUGCUCUCGGGGAACCUGGAGUGUGUGAAGCUGCUAGUGACGUACGGGGCGGACGUGCACCAGCGGGACGAGGACGGAUGGACACCGCUGCACAUGGCCUGCAGUGACGGCUUCCCAGAGAUCGCAAAGUAUCUGCUGUCGAUGGGCGCCAGCACAGAAGCGGAGAACGGCAACGGAGACAAGCCAGCUGACCUCAUCGACCCCGACAGCAGAGAGCUGCUCGAGCUGUUUGAGGUCGGCUGCGUCUGAAGACCAUCCCUCGCUUUCUCUCUUUCUUUCGCUCCCUCUCUCUGUCAUUCUCUCUCUGUGAUGCACCUGAGGGAACAGAGGGGAGAGAAUGACAGCAUAAGAACACACACACACACACACACACACUCUCACACACACACACACACACACACACACACAAGCACACUCUCUCUCUCACACACACACACACACAACUAAGAUUCUGUGACAGAAGUUCUUAUGUGGCUUCUGUUCAGUUUGUCAGUGGAUUGAAGUGAGA
Molecule: messenger RNA, 1433 nt
Organism: Clupea harengus (Atlantic herring)
Lineage: Eukaryota; Metazoa; Chordata; Actinopteri; Clupeiformes; Clupeidae
Product: poly [ADP-ribose] polymerase tankyrase-1-like
Exons: 3
Coding region: 293-1174 (293 amino acids)
Molecular function (GO): phosphatase binding
Source: RefSeq, a predicted model, not a curated record